Messenger RNA from Macrosteles quadrilineatus (aster leafhopper), 6438 nucleotides. RefSeq names its product nuclear pore complex protein Nup214 (gene Nup214). Lineage: Eukaryota; Metazoa; Arthropoda; Insecta; Hemiptera; Cicadellidae. The transcript is spliced from 23 exons. The record is from RefSeq and is a predicted model, not a curated record. The coding region runs from base 47 to 6217 and encodes 2056 amino acids. Gene Ontology annotation, molecular function: protein binding.
UUUAUGUGUCUGUUUCUGUUAGGACAAAGAAGUUUUUAAAAUCACAAUGACGACUGAACAAGCCCCAAAUCCAAAGGAAACUCAGGAGUUUCAAUUUAAACUGCUGGCUCGUCUGAGGCUGUUUAAAGAAAAUCCUCAGCUGCCUUUAAAACAGUCACUCAGUUUGGUCGCCUCAGCUUCCAAAUUCGGGCUAAUCUUCGUUGGAACUACAACGGGAUUUGAUGUGAUACAGACAGUUAGCGUCCUUGAAAAAUGUGUGGGAAUCAAGAAACCAUCCACCGAUGUCACGGAUUUUCCUCGUCGUGCUAUACAGCUUGGAGCCCAGCCGACACACCUAGACGUCAGUUGUGAUGGAACGCUGUUGGCCGUCGCUUGUGCCGGAGCCAUACGUAUCUAUGACACUACGUCCUUCACUUCCCAGUCAGAGAAGAUGGUGCAGGAAGUGAGGGUAAUGUCGGCAGUUCAGGCACUCAGUUGGAACCCUGGCAUUGUCAACAUGUUGGCUGCCGUCAUGCAAGACGGCUCCGCCAACGUCUACGAGCUGAAGAACAACACGUUUGAGAUCCACUCGAUACCUCCGGAAGCUCAGGCCACGUGCCUUUGCUGGAGUCCAAAAGGCAAACAGAUUGUGAUUGGUUCAAGAAACGGAUCGUUGAACCAGUUCAAACCGGAGCUGAAGAUCGUCAAGGCCAUCCCUCCUCCUCAAGGCGAUUGGACGUUGGUCAGCAUUCACUGGCUAAGCAACUUCCAGUACGCAGCUGUGUACAGUCCGCAAGGCCAACAGCGUCCUUGCCUCGUCAUAGUCAACACUCCCAAAAACGCACCCAUCUCCUACGUCAACUACGAUGACAUCACCUACAGCAACGGUGAAAACCGAACCAACCAGUUCUACUUCAUACACCAACAAGCUUGGAAUGUGUUACUGGUCGCCUCAGCGAACAGUAUGGAGGUGGGAGUGCUUGGACGAGCUGGCGAGUCGCCAUGGCAACAGUGGCAGAUGGAGGACGCUGCGCGAGCCGAGCUGCCGCUGUCUCCCUCUCGUCAGGAGACUCAUCCUGUGGGCAUGGCUUUUGAUAUCAGUCCACAGUACAAUCUGCCUUGGGGUGAAAACCAGCAACUUCCGCCGAUGCCAUUACUACUGCUACUGUCACAUGAGGGGUUGUUGACCCUGUACUGGUGCAUCAACUUGCAGCCUGGCAGUCCGUGUGUGUGUACUCCCCCCACCCCUCUACCUGACACUAGCGGACUGGGGCACUUCAGGUCACCUGCGCCUGCGCCUGCACCUGUACAACAGCAACAGCCACAGAUUACGCAGCAGACACCGCAGAAGCCACAGUUGGUAGCGCCGUCUGCUCCGUCAACAUUCUUCACUCCAGCGCCUGUGUCGUUUGCCCCGUCUGUGCCUACUGCUGCUACCCCCGCCACCAUCGCUGCCCCCACUGCCGUCUCUGCUACGCCUACCAGCCAGUGGCAGCAACCCCCCACUGCACAACCGGCGUGGACUUUGCCUGCGCUGUCGGCUCAGCCAGAUAAGUCUGCAGGUUCGUGGAUGUCGUCACCGUCAGCUACCACGGUGUUUGCUGCUUCUACUGCGUCGUCUGCCUUCACUACUCCGGCAGUAUCUACUACACAGCCUACAUUUGGAGCACAGCCUCUCAGCUUUGCACCUUCGGAAGGCUUUGGAAAACCUGUUGGAACAUUAGUCCAGCCUGCUUCACCCGUCGUUCCAAAGGCAGUAACACCUGUCGUUACUUCUGUCGCUCCUGUCCAGCCGCCGCCGACUUUGGAAAUCCCGGUUGCUUCUUUCCCUGUUCAAGUGCCACCUGCCCUUUGCACGCCUGAACCGGAAGUGACUGAAGAGAGCGAACACUUGCGGCAGAUGAAUGAGGCCCUCAUACAAGACAGCAUCCGAGAGGAGAUCAACUUCUGCGACAAGGAGCUUCAGCAGUUGAGCCAACGAGUGUGCAAUCUCAACGUGGACGUGUUGAAUGAAGUUGACACUGACAAGUUGGUAGCGGACACAGAAGAGAUGUCUGCGUUCAUGCGGGAGCUGAAGGAGACGACGGACGUGCAAGCUGCGGAGGUGGAUGUGCUGCGGAACUUCAUCCUGCAGUCCUUCUCCUACGUGGAGAGCAUGAAGACGCGACUGCGGCUGCAGAACAAUCCCGACUACAUGAGUAUCCAGAGCUCCCAAGGACUGGAUCCGAUUCAAGCUCGUAGGAUGACAGAUAUCCGGAACAACAUACAUUACAUUGAGAGUCAGCUUAGAAAAUUCAAUGAGGACAUGGUCGAACGUUGGGGAUCGUUCCAGGAUGCUAACAAGGAAAACCGAGAAGUUAUGCACAUCCCCUCGCUGGAGGCUGUCUACCAAGCCAUCGUGCUGCAGAACAACAUCAUGUCCAAACAGAGGGCGCUCAUCAGCCAGUUGGAGGAGAAGGCCAAGCUGAGAGAACGCAAGAGAGUGUUGGGGCUGCUCAACGUAUCCAGGAUGGUGGACGACAUUGAGUCUGAGCAUAAAGAAACAGACGUUUCCAAGAUUGCUGACGAUUUCCUUUCGCUGAAUUUGAAAAAGUUUACAAGAAACUCAACAAUAGACAAACUCCAAGAAUCCGUAGCUGACUUCUCCUUAUCAAACAUUGAACAAGACUUGCAAGAGAUGAGCGCAGAAAAGGCGAUGCUGCUGCAACAGAUUUUCAGUGAUUGCCAGCUGAGGCACUUGAACAGCAAGUCAUUUUGGUCAUCGCCAUCUUCACAGCUGCAGAGUUCAAGAAGAAUGUCCCCAUUGGCAGGUUCUACCAUUGGAUCUCCCAGAGCAGGUGCUGUUGAGGUUGUCAAACCGAGCGUGGUCAACCAACAUGUAAAAACUGCAGAAAAUUUGAAAACAUCUUUCUCCAUGGCCUCUUCUACUUCUUCAAAUUUCAGUGGCUUUGCUGUGAAUAAAGCUCAGGCUUCUGCAAGUGUUGCAGGAUCAAAGAUUCCUUCUCAAGGUGUGCAAGCAUUUAGCUCCAGUGCUGAAGUAGCACCAAAACCUAAUGAAGCACCAGCCAACUGGGUCUGCAGCUCGUGCAAGUCUCCUGGUUCAAGCUCAACCAGUGUUUCUCAAACCAGUCAGCCCGUAUCACAGUCUAUUUUUGCUCCCACUACCACAGCUUCAAAAGGCUUCUCCUUCUCUUCUCUUGCAGGCUCACAAAGAACCCCGCCAUUUAACACUCCAUGUCCUCCCUUUGGUUCUGACAGGUCUUCAGUUCAACCAGCUGCUACUUCCCAACCGUUUGUGACUUUAGGUAAAACGUUUACUUUCACCACAACAGCGUCUACAACUGUAGCUUCGACUAUGUUUACUAAUAGUUUCUCCAAGACUGAAAUGCCCAAAUCGACCUCGUCUUCAACACUCCCAUCAACACCGAAAAGUGCUGCAUCGGAAAGUGGCUUUGGCUUGAGUGUUUCAGCCCCCCAGGCUACAGCACCUGCUAGUCCCCUGGCUUCUCUAUCUUCAUUAGUGUCUGGAAUAGAACCGUUGAAACCUUCCAAGGAAUCACCUGUUAGAAACCAAGCAUCAGGAGAAAUCGCAAAACCGGUUAGUCAACCGUUUGUCUUCAAGAUUCCGAGUGAAAAUAAAGCCAGCCCUGCAAAGGAUUCGGAAGUCACUCCCCAGAAACCAUCAACGUUUGGUUUCCCGACAGCAAAUAAACAAGAUUCAAAAGAUGCAGUUAGCAGUGCAAGUGAUGGUAAUCAGUUCGGUGGUGCUUUCAAAAAACUUUUUGAUAGUACACCGACCAAGUCUAUUUUUGGCGGGAACCCCGCUAUAGUUACUUCAGAUUCAGGACAAGCUCCAACAAAUAUGUUUGGUUUUUCAAGCACAACUUCUUCAAGUGUGUUUUCUGCAAGUAGCAACAUUGCUGUUUCCUCUCAAAGCCAAAAGCCUGUUUUUGGAGUUUCCACAACCACACCUUCGAGUCUCCCAGCAAUGCAAGUCAAGCCUGCUGAGACUCAAGCUGAAGAAUCAGGAGCUGAUUCUACAUCUCCAGUGAUAGAGGUGUGUAUCACGCCUCCUAGGAGUGGAGUUGAACCGAAAGCGUCUAUAGAAAAACUUGAAAGUAUCAAAGGAAUAACAAUUACCAAGGUCGAGUCUCCUGGUACAAAGUCUGCCCUUGAAGCACCUCUGGCAGAUUCAAACACACCAGCGUCUCCAAUGUUCGGCAGCUCAUUUACCACCCCUACUAAACCGAGUUCAACCAGUUUUGGUGGCUCUCCAAUUAUCAAGCCCUCAGUGAUGUAUGAAGUUUCAAACCCAGACACACAACUUACACAAGAACAACCAGAGGGAAAAGCAUUAGAAAAAGUCCCAGAUUUAACAAAACCACAAAGCGUCUUUGGAGGAGCCGUAGCAGUUACAGCUCCUACAUCCUUUAGCUUCUCCUCUCCAGCGCAAUCAAAAGACACCACACAGGCAGGAGCUGGAUUUACUUUUGGUUUGAAAACACCUGAAACUGCCUCCUCCACCUCGGCUACACCUGUCAUUUCUGCACAAGCCACUUCAACAUUAAGCUUUGCUACAGCAACCACCUCAACUACAGCUUCCCCUGCGUUUAGCUUCAGUCUUUCAACAUCUAAUGCAACCACUAGUGCCAGCAGCACGUUCGGUUUAGGAGGUCUUACGACAGCUCUAUCCUCAGAGGACAAAUCCAAAUCCGCUUUUUCGUUCGGACAGCAGGCACAAACACCUGUUACUACAGCUGCAAGCAUCUUUGGAGGGUUUGGCUUAAAAGCUGCAGAAAGUACGCCUGUGUUUGGACAGUCGUCUGCUCCCUCAUCUACUGCUGCUGAACAAACAAAAAGUAUUUUCGGUCAAGCCUCCUCGACCACUAGUGAAACCAAAAGUAUCUUCGGGGGCGCUGCAACCGGUUCAGAAGCCAAGAGUGUUUUUGGGACUCCUGUGUCUGGCUCUGAAACAAAGAGCGUUUUUGGGGUUCCUGCUUCUAGCUCAGAAACAAAGAGCGCUUUUGGGGCUCCUGCUUCUGGCUCGGAAACAAAGAGUAUAUUUGGAACUCCUGUUACGAGUGCUGAAACUAAAAGUGUUUUUGGAGCCGCUUCCACCAACUCAGAGACCAAAAGCAUUUUUGGGACUCCUGCCACCAGCACAGAGACCAAAACCAUUUUUGGAAUUCCUGCCACAAGUUCUGAAACAAAAAGCAUUUUUGGAACUACUACCAGCACCGAAACCAAAAGUAUUUUUGGCACACCUGUGAGUGCUGGUGAGACUAAAAACAUUUUUGGAACCCCUGCCACCUCUUCAGAAUCUAUAAGUGCAUUUGGAACUCCCUCGUCCACAACUGAAACUAAAAGCAUGUUUGGACAACCGGCAGCAAGUGAAAACAAGAGCAUCUUUGGCCAAUCUGCUGCAGCUGGUGGUGAAGCCAAAUCUGAUUUUAGCUUCUCCCUCUCUUCACUUUCAGUAGCAACAACAGGGCAGUCAUCCUUUUUUGGCACUCCGACAACAAACACAAACAGCUUUUUCGGCCAACAAAUCUGCAGCCCUACUUCCGCCGCCAGUUCUCCUUUUGGUCAGCCGACUACUACUCCUUCUGGCCCCUUUGGAACAGCGUCUCCAGCUUUUGGCUCUCCUGCUACCUUUGGACAAUCUGGUGGAUCGCUUUUCGGCAGUCAGUCAAGCAGUGGAGGGUUUGGUGCUAGUGGCGGGUCCAUGUUCGGAGGUGGUUUUGGAUCCUCCCAACCUAGCAGUCCAUUUGGAUCCUCUCAAGGAACAACUGGAAGUAUGUUUGGUGGAGGCUCAUUUAGUUCCGGUGGACAGUCUGUUGGACAAACUGGUUUCGGUUCACCAGCUUUCCAGAACAAACCUGCUGCCUUUGGGUCUACUAGCCCGCAGCCAGCAUUUGGAGCUGCCCCAGCGUUCGGAGCAGCCCCAACCUUUGGUGGCUCUCCUGCCUUUGGAAGCCCUCCCAAACUCUUUGGGAGUCCAGCGGCACCCACUCCAGGUUUUGGCAGCACACAACAGUCGUCCACGUUUGGUAACUUGGCGAAUCAGAACACGAUGACAUUCGGUAACCUGGCACAAAAUCAGACGCCGGUGUUUGGCGGAGGCAGCAUCUUCGGUGGGGCUCAACAACAACAACAACAACAACCAGCCGCGCCGGCUUUUGCUCCGGCUACCACCAGCUCCUCCUUUGGGGGGAGUUCAUUUAGCAGUUGGAGAUAAAGACCUGCGUAAACUAAGAGUGUCAUUACCUUCCCUUGAAGAGAUAGCUAGUCCUAUGUAACUAGUUGGACUAUUUCCUAAAGUUGAAAAUCCUAAACGAGAAGUCCAGACUUAAAAAUCAAACUCUUCUGGACAAGUACUCCUUAAAAAUUGUCUACAAGUAGCAAAACAUUUCCGUUGUAUAAAAUGUGAAUAUAAAAAUAAAGUAAGUCUUUUCACUA